Messenger RNA from Racocetra fulgida, 2106 nucleotides. NCBI's taxonomy places the organism in Eukaryota, Fungi, Glomeromycota, Glomeromycetes, Diversisporales, Gigasporaceae. The record is from the annotation of a GenBank genome assembly.
AUGUUGCCGUUUAAGCACGCAAAUAAGGAUUUGUCUGAAGAAACGUUAAUGAAGCUUUCAAAUUCUUCAACUACUAUCGCUAUGGAUAAUGAAUCUUUAUGGAUGGAUGGAAGAUGGAUAAAAGAUUCUUCUGAUCGUACUUUAAUGUUUCGUGGCAUAAAUUUAUCCGGCUCUUCCAAAAAUCCUCCAAAUAUACCUUCACAUGUACGCGAAGGUUUUUUUGACCAUAGAAAUGUUAGCUUUAUUGGGAGACCUUUUCCCUUAGAAGAAGCUGACCAACAUUUCUCUCGUUUAAGACACUGGGGUUUUAAUUUUUUGAGAUUUAUUGUUACUUGGGAAGCUCUUGAGAACAAAGGACCAUGUUUUAUUGAUCCUCAUCAAGAUGUGUGGUCAAGGUUUUCUGGAGGUUCUGGGGCUCCCGGAUGGACUCUUGAUCUUGCUGGUUUAGAUAUGAAAAAAUUCGGUGCUACUGAUGCUGCCAUUGUUCAUAAUACUUAUCAUGAUCCAAAACAUUAUCCUAAAAUGGUUUGGUCAACUAAUUAUUAUAAACUCGCUUCUGCUACCAUGUUUACUUUAUUCUUUGCAGGAAAAUUAUAUGCUGAAAAAUGUAUCGUUGAUGGUGUUAAUAUACAAGAUUAUUUACAAUCUCAUUAUUUUAACGCUUACAAAACUUUGGCAACAAAAAUUUGUGAGGCCGGCCUUCAUGAUUCUUUGGUGAUUGGUUAUGAUUCUAUGAACGAACCAAGUUGGGGUUUUGUUGGUGCUAAAGAUUUGAAUCAUAUCCCUGAUCAUCAAGAAUAUAAACGUGGAAGAACUCCAACUCCUUUUCAAGCAAUGUUAUUAGGUGAAGGGCACGCUUGUACUUUACAAGUUUGGGAUAUCACUUGGUAUGGUUUUGGUGUUGUUGGAUCGGAACAUAUUGAUCCAAAAGGUGUUACCGCUUGGUAUGAAAAUGAACCAACUGGUUAUACUUGGAAUAAGUCUUCCGAAUUUCCUAAAGGUUGUAUAUGGGCUGCUCACGGUGUAUGGGAUAAAGAAACAAAGACAAUAUUAUGUCCUGAUUAUUUUGCGAAAAAUCCCCGUACUGGUGAACCAAUAAAUUGGAAUCAAGAUUGUUAUAAACCUUUUAUCAUCCAAUAUGCUGAAGCCAUUAGAUCUGUACAUUCAAAUGCUAUUGUAUUUAUUCAACCUCCUGUACUUGAAUUGCCACCAGACAUGCUUAGUGAUCCAAAUCCUCUAAAACGUAUUAUGUAUUCUCCACAUUGGUAUGAUGGGUUAACUUUGACACAAAAACAGUUUAAUUGGUAUAAUGUUGAUGUUUUGGGUAUCAAAAGGGGUAAAUAUCCUACACACCUUAGUGCUAUCAAAAUAGGUAAUAAGGCAAUAAGAAAAAAUUUUGCAGAACAAAUUAAUCUGACUUUAAGUGAACGAGUUAGUUUAGUUGGUAUUGUGAUAGGAGAGAUAGGCAUACCGUAUGAUCUGGAUAAUCGUAAAGCUUACGAAUCUGGUGAUUACAAACAACAAAUCAAGGCGAUGGAUGCAAAUCUACAAGCAUUAGAAAGUAAUCUCGCCAAUUAUACUUUAUGGACUUACGUCCCUGAUAAUAGUAAUGAAUGGGGUGAUCAAUGGAACGGUGAAGAUCUUAGCAUUUAUUCAGCUCCUUUGGAAAGUCUUGAAAAAAUUCAUUCGAUGAUGUCAACACCAGAUUCGAGUCAGGUAUUAGAUUUAGGAGGCAGAGCAUUAGAAUCUUUAUUAAGACCGUUUCCUAUUAAAACUAACGGUGAACCAUUAAGCUUAUCAUUUGACCCCUAUAAAAAAGUAUUUAAAUACAAAUUUAAAAAUGACAAAUUCAACCCAGAAAAGAGUACACCAACCGAAAUUUACUUACCUAGAUAUCAUUACCCCGAAGCAGAUGAUUUUUCUAUUACAUUCUUUAGUGGAUAUGCAGAUUUCCAAAGAGAUCAACAGCUAUUAUUGUAUUGGCAUGAUAUUGGUGAUCCCGCAGACGAUAGGAAUAAUGAUCCUCAUUUCGGAAUUCAUGAGAUUAUUGUUGAGUUCAAGAAACCACUUGUUGGCGGAGAAGGAAUUUGGGAUGAUUGUUGUUAA